CAAAACUUGACAUUCCAGCAGAUAAUAAGAAACCUACUGGUGAACUACAGUGUGCCCUGUGUGAUUACGUUGUGAAAUAUUUGGAUUCCAUGCUCACUCAGAAUGCCACUGUGGAGCAAAUUGAGGCAGCCUUGGAUAAGCUGUGUAGUCUGGCACCAACGUCAUUGAAAACUGAAUGUGAUGAAUUUGUUGCUGAGUACACCCCUGAUAUCCUGAAGCAUCUAAAGACUGUGUCACCAGAUCAAGUCUGUAGUUACAUGAGACUAUGUUCCAGUCAUGUGAAAGCUGCACCAAAGUCAUUGCUGUUUGCCUCAGAGAGUACUACAACCACCACACCUGCACCAUACGUAGAGUACUGCAGUGCUUGUAAAUUUGCUUUGUACGAUAUUCAGACCGCCUUGCGUUAUCCUUUCUGGCAGAAACAAUCCAAAGCCAUUUUGAGUUCCACGUGUGGCUAUCUGAAGACUGGUCAAGCUCUGUGCCAACAUAUUGUGGAAGAGAACUAUGCAUACAUACUAAACAUCCUAGAUGGCUUCAAUUUCCCCAUGGAGUUUUGUCAGAAGAUUGACUUUUGCGAGCCACCAGCACAAUUUGAAACAGAAACAAGUUGCUCAAGUUGCAAAUCUGUUGUAAAGAGGCUGAAAUUGCAGCCCCAUCAGGUGACAUCUACUGAAGAGAUGAAUGCACUUGCAGAAUCCACUUGCAAAAUGGCAUCUUCACAUGAAGCAUUUCAGUGCCAGACACUUGUGAAGCAGCACAUACCUCAGUUAGUGCAGCUCAUGGCAAAGUAUGAGGAUUCAGCUUCAGUCUGUGAGGCUGCUUCACUGUGCAAGAGUGCCUCCGUUAAAAUGUUGUACAAGGUAUUGCAGCCCUAA
This is a messenger RNA of Candidula unifasciata, 875 nucleotides long. Lineage: Eukaryota; Metazoa; Mollusca; Gastropoda; Stylommatophora; Geomitridae. The record is from the annotation of a GenBank genome assembly.